AUGGACAAGAUCAAGUGCUGUUCAUCUUCUCCUUCUCCUUCUUACUUUAAACUCCCUCGUCAUCUUCAUCAUCAGGUUCGAGAACAAAUGAAGCACCGCAGAUUUGCAUUUCAAACAAGGAGUCAGGUUGAUAUACUCGAUGAUGGAUAUCGCUGGAGAAAGUAUGGCGAAAAGUCUGUCAAAAACAAUAAAUUUCCUAGAAGCUACUACAGAUGUUCUUAUCGAGGUUGCAACGUGAAGAAACAAAUCCAACGACAUAGCAAAGACGAAGAGAUUGUGGUAACAACCUACGAAGGGACACAUUCUCAUCCUGUGGAAAAGACAAGUGAAAGUUUCGAGCAGAUACUCAGAAACCAUCACAUAUAUAGCCUCACUCUUUAAUUACAGUAUCUCCAAAAAAUGUUGGAAAAUAUUUAGUCGAUAGCAUUUCAAUUUAUUUUCAGUUUUAACUCUUGAAUAUUUUUCAUUCUUUAGACUAAGUUUAAAGAGACAGAGAGGAAAAAA
Messenger RNA from Vigna umbellata (rice bean), 504 nucleotides. Lineage: Eukaryota; Viridiplantae; Streptophyta; Magnoliopsida; Fabales; Fabaceae. The record is from RefSeq and is a predicted model, not a curated record.